Messenger RNA from Synchiropus splendidus (mandarinfish), 2522 nucleotides. RefSeq names its product paired like homeobox 2A (gene phox2a). The record is from RefSeq and is a predicted model, not a curated record. The coding region runs from base 113 to 1009 and encodes 298 amino acids. Gene Ontology annotation, biological process: regulation of transcription by RNA polymerase II. Gene Ontology annotation, molecular function: RNA polymerase II transcription regulatory region sequence-specific DNA binding; DNA-binding transcription factor activity, RNA polymerase II-specific. The transcript is spliced from 3 exons. Lineage: Eukaryota; Metazoa; Chordata; Actinopteri; Syngnathiformes; Callionymidae.
GCAGGCGCGGACCCUUCUGGAUUUACCACGCACAGACACGAACGCAGAAGCUCGGUGGAAGUACCCGACACGCUCAUCGCCACGCUGCCACUGCACGCGCUCCGGUGCUUCCAUGUAUAAGAUGGAUUACUCCUACCUGAACUCCUAUGACUCGUGCAUGGCGGCCAUGGAAGCGUCAGCCUACGCGGACUUCAGCUCCUGCAGUCAGGCCAGCUCCUUCCAGUACAACCCGAUCCGCAGCGGACCCUUCUCCAGCCCGGCGUGCGCCCCGCUCAGCACGGCCAGCUGCACCCUCGGGGCCCUGAGGGAGCACCAGCCCACGCCGUACUCCUCAGUUCCAUACAAGUUCUUCUCGGACCCGUCCGGGCUGAACGAGAAGCGGAAGCAGCGCCGGAUCCGAACCACGUUCACCAGCUCGCAGCUGAAGGAGCUGGAGCGGGUGUUCGCAGAGACGCACUACCCGGACAUCUACACCCGAGAGGAGCUGGCGCUGAAGAUAGACCUGACGGAGGCCCGGGUCCAGGUUUGGUUCCAGAACCGACGCGCCAAGUUCCGCAAGCAGGAGCGGGCUGCCAACGCCAAAGCCAACAGUUCUGGCGGGUCGGCGGGCAGCACCACCAGCACCAGCUCUGGAGUGAAGAAGAACGGGGAGACCAGGUCGUCAUCGGAUGAUGACGAGUCCAAGGAGUCCACCUGCAGCCCCACACCGGACAGCACCGCCUCACUCCCCGGGUCAGCUAACGGGAACCUGGGCAGCCCGGCCAGCCUCAGCCCCAGCCCAGCUCCGGUCAACAGCUACUCCUCAACCUCCCCGGUGCUGCAGGGUCUGAAGACGUCCAGCUGGUCCAGCUUGGGACCGUCCAACCCAGCUGUGGCCGAGCCCGCAGCCCAGACUCAAGAGAUCCUGAAGGCCUGGCAGCCCGCAGACAGUAUGACCGGGCCUUUUGCCGGAGUCCUGUCCUCCUUUCACAGAAAACCCAACCCCCCCAUCAAGAUGAACCUGUUCUGAGACGUCUGAACUUGUGCGCUCCUCCGGACCAGACCAGAGGGUUCCGGUGCUCAUCCGCAAAGGACUGGAAAAGCAGACCAACUCCUUCAAUGUAUCCCUCAAGAACUUUAUGAAUUUCUACUGAAAACUCAAACCCAGACAGACCGGAACCAGAAGGUGCGUUUCAGUGACUACCGUUUGUGUUCACGCUCUCACCUCAACACUUGACCAAAACAACCAGCUUAUAAAAGACUAUUUUAGUUGCUCCGACAAACAGCAAAUUCCCAUGUUACACAUGUCUUGAGAAGCAACAGGGUAAGGACCAAAGACACAUUAAAAGAGAUGAUGCUUCACUGCGAGUUUCGAGGUUCCCUUCAGAUUGCUCUAAAGAUACACCUCCACUCUGGCUUAGGAACAUCUGCAGCAACAGCAGAGGAGCGUAGCUAUCUGAAUGGAAAGGCACCUUCUCCAGGAGGUCGGCUCAGAGAUGUAAGUCGAACUACAAACAUCCCACUCUGGUUCUGGCUGGAGAAGACUGACUUUCUUUGACCACCAAGCACAACUUCCUCCAAGACCCCCCCCGCCCAAACCCAGCGACCCCACGGGAGCCCCACCAUUGUCUUUGCAUUUAAAGGAAGACCGGGAAAUCCAAUUUAGACUCUCCCUCUAAUGUAUCCAGUGGGUGGCUGGGACGGUGGCAGCCUUCCCCUCCCUGUGACUCCUGGCUCAGUCUGGAUGCUCCAUCAUGAAACAGUGGAUGCUUUGUUCACUAGUACUUAAAGCAGAGAUGACGCGUCGCCGUCUGAGGCCUGUGGCUGGAGCUUCUGGACAAUGCAACGGAUGGAGGAAAGAGACUCCAAAACACGUUGGUCUCAUGCAAAGGACUCUGCUGACGGGGAGCGGAGCCGAUAUCAGCCGAUAAGGUUUACAUUUGUCGACCAUCGCUGCAGUCCAGACGCAACACAGCGUGACCCACAACGUUCAUUCCUUCCGAAGACUUGCUGGCACCCAUAUCUGAGCCCUCAUCCAUCUGAUGGUGUCAGAAAUCUGGGAAUAUAAAACCAGAACUUAAAGGAAACAAAAUGUUGUGCGGUCAGACGGGGGCAUGUUUUUGGAGACUCCUUCAUCGACAUGAAGAUCCAACAUUUAAACACGUGUAUCAUUUGCUGAAAAGGAAAAGCAAAAUUACUUUUUUUCCUUGUGUUUACAAAGACAUCUAAAAGGGAACAUGCGUAUUUAUUAAUAUUAUUAUAAUUAUUUUGUCUUUAAACUGCCUCAUUUCGUGACUGUAAAUCUGUAAGUAGUAAUAUAAAUACUAGCUAGAGUUUUUAUUUCCUCCACAUUGCUUUACAGACGGGAAGUUAUAGCACUACUCCGGAAUAUUCCCUCGAGUCGACAGUACAUUACGGAAAGCACUACGUGAUGCGUUCAACGACCUGUUUUUUUGUGUGUGAGUGUAACGGUAUAAUGUGUGAAUAUUACAAACUCACAACACUGUUGCAGUAUGGGCUGAAAUCAUAUUUAAAUAAAAUGU